UCCAUUUAUUGAUAAUGAUGUGUGUCUUUUAACCAUAAAAACACAAUUCUUCAGUCAUGCUAUUUGAGGAACACAGAAUGGGCUUGUGGAGUAGCUGUCUACACUGGAAAUGAAACUAAGUUGGGUAUGAGUAGGGGCAUACCGGAGCCAAAGCUAACAGCCAUGGAUGCUAUGAUUGACAAGUUAACUGGUGCUAUAUUUGUUUUCCAGAUAGUGGUUGUUAUGGUUCUUGGUAUAGCUGGGAACGUGUGGAAGGAUACAGAAGCAAGAAAGCAAUGGUAUGUUCUAUAUCCACUUGAAGGUCCAUGGUAUGAACUAUUGGUCAUUCCUCUUCGUUUUGAGCUUCUGUGUUCCAUCAUGAUACCCAUAUCUAUUAAGGUCUCUCUGGAUCUUGUGAAAAGUUUAUAUGCAAAGUUUAUUGAUUGGGAUUCUGAGAUGAUAGAUUAUGAGACUGUUAUUCCUUCACAUGCAACGAACACAGCAAUAAGUGAGGACCUUGGACAAGUUGAGUACAUAAUGACUGACAAAACUGGAACACUAACUGAAAAUAGAAUGAUCUUUAGAAGAUGCUGCAUUAGUGGCGUUUUCUACGGAAAUGAGAGUGGUGAUGCACUGAAAGAUACAAAGCUGCUUAAUGCUGUUGCUGGUAGCUCUCCUGACGUUGUUCAAUUUGUCACAGUUAUGGCUAUAUGUAAUACUGUUAUAUUCCUGUAA
Molecule: messenger RNA, 714 nt
Organism: Hibiscus syriacus
Lineage: Eukaryota; Viridiplantae; Streptophyta; Magnoliopsida; Malvales; Malvaceae
Product: phospholipid-transporting ATPase 2-like
Exons: 6
Coding region: 127-714 (195 amino acids)
Biological process (GO): phospholipid translocation
Cellular component (GO): plasma membrane
Molecular function (GO): nucleotide binding; ATPase-coupled intramembrane lipid carrier activity
Source: RefSeq, a predicted model, not a curated record